GAUGGUUUGAAAAAGCGAUGGAGGCCCAGACAGAGCAAAGCCAGCCAGCUGCGGUAAGGGAGCCAGCUUCUGCCCGGGAGAGGCCUGGCCUCAGGCUCGCACCCUCAGGGGGGUAGACAGCCUGUGACGGCAGCACAGCAUGGCCGAGGGAGACAACAGGGGCUGGCCAGGCUGCAGAGGGACUUCCUGGGAGGCUCCAGCCACAGGAAUCCUAAGCUGAGAUUCUGGAGAUCUUCUCCCUUCCUGCAGCUGUGGGCUGGGCCACGGAAACACUUUCAGUUUUGUUUCCUUGUCUGCAAGAAACGAAACUCAGCAGAAAGACUGAGCAGAGAGCAGAACAUGGAAGAAGGCUUCUUGGUGUGCAGGAACUGCAAAAGAAAUGUAGCCUCUGCCCACUUUGCCCUCCACGAGGUGCACUGCUUGCGGUUCCUGGUCCUGUGCCCGGAGUGUGAGGAGCCUGUCCCCAGGGAAAAGAUGGAGGAACACUGCAAGGAUGAGCACCAGCAGGUUGGGUGUACGAUGUGUCUGAAGAGCAUACAGAAGUCCUCACUGGCGUUUCAUGAGGCCAAUGAUUGCCAGGAACACACUGCUGAGUGUAAGUUCUGCGAGCUGGACGUGCAGCUCAGCAGGCUGGAGCUCCACAAGUCCCGCUGUGGCAGGCAGACGGAGCUCUGCCGGGGCUGUGGCCAGUUCAUCACGCGCCGGGUACUCGCCGAGCACACACGUUUCUGUUGGAGUGAACAGGCCCAGCUCAGGAAAGGGGAAAGAAUAUCAGCACCUGAAAGGGAAAUCCACUGUUAUCAUUGCAACCAAAUGAUUCCAGAAAAUAAGUAUUUCCACCAUAUGGGUAAAUGUUGUCCAGACUCAGAGAUUAAGAAACACUUUCCUGUUGGAAAGCCAAAAAUUCUUCCUUCAUCUCUUCCAAGUCAAGCUGCUGAAAACCAAACUUCCACAAUGGAGAAAGAUGUCCGUCCAAAGGCAAAAAGUAUAAACAGAUUUCCACUUCAUUCUGAAAGUUCAUCAAAGAAAACACCAAGAGACAAAAGCAAAACCUUGGAUCCACUUUGGAUGUCAGAGCCCAAGCCCAGGACCACCUCCCCUGUUGGAGAUGAAGCAGCCUAUGACAUUCUGAGGAGAUGUUCUCAGUGUGGCAUCCUGCUUCCCCUGCCCAUCCUAAAUCAACAUCAGGAGAAAUGCUGGUGGUUAGCUUCAUCGAAAGGAAAACAAGUGAGAAAUUUGAGCUAGAUUUGGAAAAGAAAAGGUACUACAAAUUCAGAAGAUUUCACUUUUAACAUUGGCUUUCCUGCCUACUUGCUGUGGUGGUCUUGUGAAAAAUGAUGGGUUUUAUUCAUUGGGCUUUAAAAGAAAAGGUUUGGCAGAACUCAAAACGAAACCUAUAUAUCAUCUCAAUAGAUACAGAAAAGGCUUUUGAUAAAAUUUAACAUGACUUCAUGUUUAAAACCCUCAAGAAACUAGGCAUUGAAGGAACAUACCUCAAAAUAAUAAGAGCCAUCUAUGACAAACCACAGCCAAUAUCAUACUGAAUGAGCAAAAGCUGGAAGCAUUCCCCUUGAGAACCAGAACAAGGCAAAAAUGUCCACUCUCAACACAGUCCUAUUCAACAUAGUACUGAAAGUCCUUGCCAGAGUAAUCAGACAAGAAAAAGAAAUAAAAGGCAACCAGAUAGGAAGAGAGGAAGCCAAAGUAUCUCUGUUUGCAGACGAUAUGAUUCUAUAUCUAGAAAACCCCAUGGUCUUGGCCCAAAAGCUCCUGUAUCCGAUAAACAGCUUUAGCUAACUUUCAGGAGACAAAAUCAAUGUACAAAAAUCUGUAGCAUUUUUAUACACCAACAACAUCCAAGCUGAGAGCAAAUCAAGAAUGCAAUCUCAUUCACAAUCGUCACAAAAA
Messenger RNA from Cebus imitator (Panamanian white-faced capuchin), 1908 nucleotides. RefSeq names its product XIAP associated factor 1 (gene XAF1). Gene Ontology annotation, biological process: apoptotic process. The record is from RefSeq and is a predicted model, not a curated record. The coding region runs from base 340 to 1245 and encodes 301 amino acids. The transcript has 7 exons. Lineage: Eukaryota; Metazoa; Chordata; Mammalia; Primates; Cebidae. Gene Ontology annotation, molecular function: zinc ion binding.